AUGCUCGAUUCUGCAGAUGGCAGACAUCCUGAGCGUCGGUAUGCCCUAAUUGCCCAUGAACUGGCUCGUCUCAACAUCGACAUUGCCGCUCUCAGUGAAGUUCGCCUUCAUGAAGAAGGCAGCCUCAGAGACACACUCUUUUGGUCAGGUAAGCCCAGAACUGAAAAACACCUCUCAGGAGUCAGCUUCAUGAUCAAAAACUCCAUUGUUCCUAAACUCGAAAAUCUGCCAACAGGUCACUCUGACCGAAUUAUCUCCCUACGCCUUCCACUAAACAACAAGCAACACGUUGUCAUCCUUAGUAUAUAUGCCCCGACUCUCCAAGCUGACCCUGCUGAAAAAGAUAAGUUUUACACUGACUUGCGCCUCCUUACCCAAAAGGUUCCUGCAGACGAUAAGAUCAUUAUCCUUGGUGAUUUCAACGCCAGAGUAGGCAAGAAUUUUGAAGCCUGGAAAGGAGUAUUAGGCAAGCAUGGUGUUGGAAACUGCAACGAUAAUGGUCGACUUCUGCUAGAAUUCUGUGCAGAGCAACAGCUCACCAUCACUAAUACUAUCUUUCAGCAGAAAGAUAGUCUGAAGACAACCUGGAUGCACCCCAGAUCGAAGCAUUGGCACCUCAUCGAUUAUGUCUUGGUGCGACGGAGAGAUGUCCACGAUGUCCACCAUACCCGCGUGAUGCCCAGCGCAGAAUGCCAAACAGACCAUCGGCUGGUGCACUGUAAACUCAAUUUCAAGCUCAAAUUCAAACCAAAAAGGGGCAGCAUCCCAAGGAGAAGACUCCAAGUUAACAAUCUCCAAUCAGCCACAGUAAGAGACAGUUUCCAGGCAAACCUUCAAACUAGGCUCGAAAACAUUCCCACAGUUUCUGCAGACUCCUCUCCUGAAACAAUCUGGCACCACAUUAAAAAAAGCAUCCUGCAAUCUUCUGAAGAAUCCUUAGGGUUCUCCCUCAAGAAGAACAAGGACUGGUUUGACGAAAACAACCAAGAAAUCCACGACUUGCUGAGGAAGAAGAGAACCGCCCACCAAGCACACCUUGCACUGCCAUCCUGUCACCUCGGUGAACUACCAUCAGACCUUCGUGAUGCAGUCAUCAUCACUUUGUAUAAGAAGAAAUCAGAGUUCAGAUCAGAUUGCUCAAACUAUCGUGGUAUUACUCUGCUCUCCAUUGCUGGCAAAAUCCUGGCAAGAAUACUCUUGAACAGACUAAUACCGACUAUAGCAGAUGGAAUUCUACCUGAAAGUCAGUGUGGUUUCAGAGCCAACAGGAGCACCACAGACAUGGUAUUUGCUCUCAGACAACUGCAAGAGAAGUGUAGGGAACAGAACAAAGGUCUCUAUGUAACCUUUGUCGACCUCACCAAGGCUUUUGAUACUGUGAGCAGAAAAGCUCUGUGGCAGAUUUUGGAACGUUUAGUUCCCCCCAAGUUCCUUAAAAUGAUCAUCUCACUCCAUGAGGAUCAGCACGGCCAAGUCAGAUAUGACAACACACUUUCUGAGCCCUUUCUAAUAACCAAUGGAGUGAAACAAGGCUGUGUUCUCGCUCCUACCCUAUUCACUGUCUUCUUUAGCAUGAUGCUCCAAAGGGCCACAGCAGACCUCGAUGAUCAGGACGGUAUCUACAUUCGAUACCAUACUGAUGGAAGUCUAUUCAAUCUAAGGCGACUGAAGGCCCACACUAAGACCUUAAACCAUCUUCUCCGGGAGCUACUUUAUGCUGAUGACGCCGCCCUUGUUGCCCACACAGAAGCAGCUCUGCAGCGUUUAACAUCCUGCUUCGCAGAUGCUGCUGAGCUCUUUGGAUUGGAAGUCAGCUUAAAGAAGACAGAGGUCCUCCAUCAACCUGCACCUCAGGAAGUCCCCCAUCAUCCCCACAUCACCAUUGGCCAAUCAGAGCUCAAAUCAGUCCAACAGUUUAAUUACCUAGGUAGCCUCAUCUCCUCAGAUGGUAAGAUCGACGGAGAGAUAGACAACAGGUUAGCAAAGGCAUACAGUGCUUUUGGAAAACUCCACAAAAGAGUAUGGCGUAAUAAACACUUGAAGAAAAGCACCAAGAUCAGUGUUUACAAAGCCAUAGUGUUGUCGACUCUCUUAUAUGGCUCCGAAUCAUGGGUCAUCUACCGCCACCACCUGCGUCUCCUAGAACGCUUCCAUCAACGCUGCCUCCGCACAAUCCUAAACAUCCACUGGUCAGACUAUGUGACCAACACAUCUGUUCUAGAGCAAGCAGCUGUCACAAGUAUUGAGGCCAUGUUACUGAGAACGCAGCUGCGUUGGGCAGGGCACAUCUCAAGGAUGAAGGACCACUGCCUCCCCAAGAUCCUACUCUAUGGUAAGCCCAGAACUGAAAAACACCUCUCAGGAGUCGGCUUCAUGAUCAAAAACUCCAUUGUUCCUAAACUUGAAAAUCUGCUGACAGGUCACUCCGACAGCAUUAUCUCCCUACACCUUCCACUCCACAACAAGCAACACAUUGUCCUCUUUAGUAUAUAUGCCCCAACUCUCCAAGCUGACCCUGCUGAAAAAGAUAAAUUUUACACCGACCUGUGCCGCCUUACUCAAAAGGUGCCUGCAGAUGAUAAGAUCAUUAUCCUUGGUGAUUUCAACGCCAGAUGUUUUGACUGCCAUGUCAUUUCUGUUCUGUGGAUAAAGAACUUUGGUGUCCCAUUUGCUGAUUCAGGUUCUCAGGGUUACAAAGAGCCUCAGAACUUCCAGACACAGUGCUCAGAUGUGCAUCCAAAAUCUUGCAGGCAGAGACGCAUGAAAUUGUCUCAGGAGUUAGAAACAUAA
Pseudopipra pipra is the source of this 2790-nucleotide messenger RNA. RefSeq lists its product as uncharacterized. Gene Ontology annotation, molecular function: catalytic activity. Lineage: Eukaryota; Metazoa; Chordata; Aves; Passeriformes; Pipridae. The record is from RefSeq and is a predicted model, not a curated record.